AUGUCGAAUACACGAGAGUUUCCUCUACUAAUCCAGCUGUUUGCGUAUACAGUUGGAGUAUUCUCCAAGGCCGUUCCGCCCCCAGGGCCUUCCCAACCCGGUACAGCACAAAAUUGCGACAAAUGGCAUAUUGUUCAAAAGGACGACGGCUGUGCAGACCUGGAGAACCUGUACAAUAUCAGCCAUUCCCAGUUCCUGGAAUGGAACCCAGAAGUCUCGGACGACUGCGCGCAGAACUUUUGGCCCGACUAUGCAUACUGCGUGUCAGUUGACGCCACAAUCACCAUCACGCCGUCCACAAGUUCCACCACGCUCUCGACACGCACAACGUCGCCAACUUCGCCUCCUGUCCAAACUUCAUCUUCUUCGCCGCCACCAGUCUCAACACCCUACACUAUCGAUCACCCUAUCACUGAUCCAAACAUCACAAUACCCACAAUUCCCAGCGAGCCAUGGCCGCCACAGAAAACACAGCCAGGCCAGCCAUCAUACUGCAACGACUGGCACCUUGUGAUGCCCGGUGAGUCUUGCGAGUCUAUUGUCGUCGAUCACAAUGCUUGGAUGGGAAUCGAGGACUUGUGA
Diaporthe batatas is the source of this 582-nucleotide messenger RNA. RefSeq lists its product as uncharacterized. Bases 1 to 582 code for a protein of 193 amino acids. The transcript has a single exon. NCBI's taxonomy places the organism in Eukaryota, Fungi, Ascomycota, Sordariomycetes, Diaporthales, Diaporthaceae. The record is from RefSeq and is a predicted model, not a curated record.